Trypanosoma brucei brucei TREU927 is the source of this 114-nucleotide messenger RNA. RefSeq lists its product as hypothetical. The record is from RefSeq and is a predicted model, not a curated record. The transcript has a single exon. NCBI's taxonomy places the organism in Eukaryota, Euglenozoa, Kinetoplastea, Trypanosomatida, Trypanosomatidae. Bases 1 to 114 code for a protein of 37 amino acids.
AUGGUACAACACGAAAUAAACUGGUACCAACCCAAUGCAUUAACGCCGCCGCCACCGCCACUACCAUUACAGGCCUUACAUUCCAAGUACGCCCCACAACAUCAACCAAACUGA